Messenger RNA from Anopheles maculipalpis, 3561 nucleotides. RefSeq lists its product as uncharacterized. Gene Ontology annotation, molecular function: serine-type endopeptidase activity. The transcript has 5 exons. Bases 1 to 3561 code for a protein of 1186 amino acids. NCBI's taxonomy places the organism in Eukaryota, Metazoa, Arthropoda, Insecta, Diptera, Culicidae. The record is from RefSeq and is a predicted model, not a curated record. Gene Ontology annotation, biological process: proteolysis.
AUGUGGUCUCAGUGCUGGAUCUCUAUCUCUCUGGUGCUCGUGCUCAGUGCAAUUUUCCAAACAUCGGCACUGGAUUAUCGAGUGAUUUGUGGCAAACGAAAGGUGAAAUCGGUCUACUUGAUCCAGAAUGGGCUAAACGCAAAGCCGGGACACUGGCCGUGGCAUGCGGCCAUUUACUAUAAGGAUAGCAAAAAUGGUAUCGACUACAAAUGUGGUGGAUCCAUCAUCGAUGACAGCACUAUCCUCACAGCUGGUCAUUGUGUUUUUUCAACUGGCGUGGUACGAGCAAGCAAACUCUCAGUUCACGUCGGCCGCAUCCAUCUGACGGAUGAUUCGGAGUAUACUCAGAAAUUUGACGCCGAAGAUGUAAUACUCCACCCCGACUUUAAGGGAACUAGAAUCGAUAACGAUAUUGCUCUGAUCAAGCUGGCGGGUAAAAUCAAGCUCACGAAGUUUGUGCAACCCGUUUGCCUGUGGACUAUGGAUGACAGUAGCGGUCCGGGUAAAAUCAUCGGCAAGAACGGAACGAUCGUUGGGUUUGGCUUCACCGAAGCAAAAGCUGUAUCGAACACGCUGAAGCAAACGUUAGUGGGUGUGGUUGAUCCAUUGACAUGCAUAAAUAGUGAUCGCGACGUAUUUGGGAACCAACUUACAUCCAACAUGGUGUGUGCUCGGGGGCAGGAAGGUGCUAGUGCGUGCAGCGGAGAUAGUGGUGGCGGUAUGUUCGUCGAAGUCGAAGGCAAAUGGUAUGUGCGGGGCAUUGUUUCCUUCAUUCCACGAUUGACCCAAGAAGGACUUUGCGAUGCAAAGUCAUACACCGCCUUUACCGAUGUAACAAAGUAUGUAGAUUGGAUUAAGAAGUACAUCGAUCCUGAUAUAUUGCCUCGGAGCUCUGAUGUGAUUGAGGUUGAUUACGACGAAAAGGUUCAAUUGUUUGAUUUGAAUACGUGCGGAAUGAUAUCAAACUCGCUCGUCGCCGAUGGCGCCCGUUGGACGUUACCAUGGGUUGGAUUCGUCGGAAUCUAUAAGUCGGCGAAUGAUACUAUCGAUAAGAGAUGCGCAGUUACAUUGUUAAAUCAAUGGUACGCUGUUGGCCCUGCACAUUGCUUCCAAAACGAUGGACUAGAGAGACGAGUUCUUCUCGGUGGUCACACCGAGCUCACACAGCCAAAAUGUGACAAUCGAAGGAGCAAAGCAUUAUGUGAAAGCCCUACACAAAUGCUCGAAAUCCAAACAAUCUACAUUAAUCCAACGUACAGUAUCAACAAUACAGCGGACAAUAUAGCGCUUAUUGAGCUGCUCAACCCAGCCGAUACCUCACAACCGAAUGUACGGCCUAUCUGCAUACCUAUCGUGCCCAAGCUUCGCUCAAACACUACCACAGAUCUUACAAUUGCCUCCCAAAUGGCAUCUCCAAAAUCCUUUGGUAGCAAACCGGUUAACUACAUCGAUUCCGAAGUCUGUACUAAGAAGUACGCUGAACAAGGGUUCCCUCUAUUCCUUGCAUCAAAACGAUUGUGCACACAAAUCCCUAACAGAGCAGCACAAGACUGCAUUCAGCUUAAAACUGGUGCACCACUCCAACAGCUGAGAAGGAUCAAUGGUAGAAGGCAAUACUUCCUGCGAGGAUUCGAUAUAUUUGGACGCUCUUGUUCCCCAUCGUUGCCCUCUGUUUAUAGUAACAUCAAUGAAUUCCUGGACUGGAUACUGUACAACAUGAAGCCUAAUGUUGUGGAAAAGACUGAAGAAACUACAAACAGUGAGGACACUGCUAUAAUGGAAAGUUGGAAUCAGUUACACCAAGGGCCGGAACUCGAAAAGCUGUCUCUGCUCAAUCUGGAUAUCUGUGGCGUGACGACUGUGAACGUUGAUACGGUCGAGGAUCGUACUUUCUAUCCCUGGAUGGGACUGUUGGUAACGCACAAAAAUACAAUGGAACCGCUAACGUACAUCGAGAGCACGGUUGUAUUGAUCAGUGAUCGAUAUGCAUUAGCUCCAGCACACAUCGUGAGCAAUUCUGUGUCAUGGCGAUUUGUCGUUCUAGGUUACUGUAAUUCCUUGCUUUUAGUAAGUUGUGCCAGCACGCCAUGCGAUCAUCUGUUCAAAAAAAUAGAAAUCAAAAACAUCCUAAUCCAUCCCUCCUAUAAUGGUGACCCCAAGCUUCACAACAUCGCUCUGAUUGAGUUUAUGAAACCAGCAGAUUUGCAGCAUAAAUACAUUAAACCUAUAUGCUUGCCGCUUACUAAAGAGCUGCGCAAGAGUAUACCGGCAGAUUUGACGGUAAUGCCUUUUAGGAACUAUGAUAAUGAGGUACGCAAUUUGACACUGAUUCGCAACACAACCUGUCAGGAGCGGUUUGUGCAGGAAGGAUUCGUAACUCCCUUGAAUACAGCUCCACUGUGUGCUGAAGAAACAUACAAGGCUAGUAAAGACCGUGUGUUCCUUAAAUCGGGCGCAAUGCUGCAAACUCCGUCUCGGAUUGACGGACAAGAUCGCUACUUCCUCAGAGGCAUUAAUAUUCUAAAUGACACAAUUAAGGAGGAAUACCAAUACUUACCGUACGCGUUUACCAACACCGAUUUGUAUCUAGACUGGAUUCUGGAUAAUAUGAAUGACGCGUCCCAGGAGAACAGCACCACAAACGAUCUAGUCGAACGUCUUGCAGUUGAUUCUCGUGAGGUUAAUCUUCCAACAGUAAGACAGCGCUUUAAGAAGAAGCUGUUCAACCUAAAUACCUGUGGAGUGUACCCGAAAGUGCAAGAAACGACAAACAAGCUCUACUCACCUUGGUUGGGAUAUGUGACCGCUCAUCCCGAUCCUAAGGAUCUACUGUGUAUGGUAAUUUUGAUAAGCGAAUGGUACGUCGUGGGACCAGUUCACCCCAUCAUCGAUCGUACAGACAUAAAGAUCCAGCUCGGCAGUAUGAUCGACUCAUCCGACGUGGAGUGCGAAGAAGGCGACGAAUCUACGCUUUGUGAUCCGGAAUUGCAGCGCAUCCCAAUAAAGAAAAUGAUUGUCCAUCCGCUCUUCAAUCGAUCGGAUUACAGCAACGACAUCAUGCUGCUGCAGCUCUCACGAUCAGUGAAAAAACCCCAGAUUAAUCCAAUUUGUUUGCCGAUCAACGAUCAGAUUCGAAGUUACGAUAUUUCGAACAUAAGAGCCCACGCCUUUAAUUUGGUCACGUUGAACUUCGUCGCGAAAAAGCUGGACGAGAACACGUACAUUCCUUCAACCGAGUGUCAACACCGGUGGAACAAAUUGGCACUGAACUGGCAGCUGGAAAAUGUGACCCAAUGCAUAGUGGCUCAAUUUUCUCCAAACACGGAAUGUUUGACAACACUACCCGGUUUUCCGGUGUAUACGCUUCAAAAGAUUAAUGGAAAAGAUCGACUGUUCUUGCGCGGGUUUGCCAAGGCGUGGCCUCAUUUCUGUAGCAAAUACUAUCCCGUGGUGUAUACUAACAUAGAUAUAUAUUUGGACUGGAUACUACAGAACAUGGAUGCAAGCUUAGAUUACCAACAGCUAUCCUUUGACCUGCGCAAGGAACUAAUAUUCGAUUAG